Messenger RNA from Saccoglossus kowalevskii, 2768 nucleotides. RefSeq lists its product as uncharacterized. Lineage: Eukaryota; Metazoa; Hemichordata; Enteropneusta; Harrimaniidae. The record is from RefSeq and is a predicted model, not a curated record. Gene Ontology annotation, molecular function: DNA binding.
UCUCUGGCUCAGCGAGAAAUCCGUCAUUCUGAUAUAUCGACCUAUAGUCAUGGCACGGAAAGGUAAGAAACGUGCGGCUGUUAAUGCUGCCGAAGAUACCGCAGAAAAUGUGGAGUCUACCGCCGACAAGGCUACUACCCCAGCCUCACCAACGAAGAAGUCGAAACAGAAGGCGAUAGAUAAAACAACUGAUGCACCUGCCGAAGCAGACAUUUCUGACCACGAUGGUACUGAUGUUGUUGACGAAGAUGACAAGCCAGAAGAGGUCGAGGUAAAACCAAGCCAAACAGAAGGCUCCUACAACGAAGACGGCAAUGGGAAAGAUUCAGAAAGCGAUGAACCUUCGAAAAACCUUGAAGAUGAAAACGGAGAUGAGAAAAAAGUGUCAGAGCCCCCCAAAAGUGGGCGUGGUCGCAAAAAAGCAACACCAAAUCCAGACGCAGGGGAAAGUGAAAGUAACGCUGAUUCUGCCGAUGAGCCACCCAAAAGAAAACGUGGUCGCCCAAACAAAAGAGGUACAGCCAGUAAGACGAAAGAAGCAACUCCGCCGAUUGAGGAAGUGAAAGAAAAAAAGACGUCAACUCGUGGUAGGAAACCCCGUGCCGCCAAAACAAAAACGCAGUCAGAUGAUGAGAAAAAAGAAACUACAGAAACUGGUAAAAAACGUGUCCGUGGCAAACCAACACAAAACAAAGGAGGCGGUGGGGAUUAUAGUCAAGUUAAAGUCAAUAUUGAACACUGUAAAUCUUGACAUGUUUAUAGACGCAAUGCUAAAGUAUUAAGCGAGACGUUGUGCAGUGGGUUACCUGGUAUUUCAGUGGAAUGUAAUAUUGGACGAUCUAAAAGUUUUGAAUGUGAACUUAUCAAGGAAGAUGGCACAGAGGUACUAAUAUGGAGUGGCAUUGAUCUUCCCCGGAAGUUGAAAUUCCCUGAGCCAACAAGUGUUAUUGAUUUGAUCAAAGAAGCUGUAUAACAAAAGGCAUUACUGAAAUACAACAGUCUGGUAAGAAGUUUCAUGUCAGUAUCAGCAUUAAUGACGGAAUGUAAUGAAAGAAUUAUUUCUGUUGCAGUCCUGAAGCUGUGGUUGUUACACUGUAUCUUCUUACCAAACUAACUUUGUAUUCCAGUUGCAAGUUGUUUAAGUACCCAAAACAUGUUCAUUCAUACCCACAUUAUAAAACAAAGGGGGGAGGGUGGGUAUAGACAAAACUAUUAUCUAUAUACUUGUAAGCUUGUUUAUCGUUAAAUUUAGAAGUUUUGCUAACCAAGGGACAUGUAAUAAUGGAUGUCCUACAGUGGGCGCAAGAUAUUUACAUUCACUUAACUCCUGCACCUGGUAGACUACUUUUCUGAGCACUUGAUUAACUGGUAACACACCGGACACUGUAUUUGAUGUGUGGGCAUGUGGCACGGCAUAGUUGAACUAUUCCAUUACUUUGUAGGUACAAUAAUCAUUGCUGUUUAUCAUGUGAAAGAAAUAUAAAACUGGGAAUGAAUAUUAACAAGAAAUGAUAAAUGUAAAUCCCGUUGAUUGGUAGUUUGUUGAUAUUUGAUGUUGUCAUUGAGCAUAUAUAAAUAAUAUUAACAUUGUCCCAUUCUACAUUUCUCUUGUAAUGGCAUGUCCCAUUGCCCGUUUCCUUCUAGUUUCACCUCCAUACUGUCACCUUAUACCAGUUUCAAAUAUCCUUCAGAUCUUGUGUUUUGCAAUGAUAUUAAGAAUAUGAUGUACCAUACACACCAAAGUGAAGAUUCCUGUGCACAAACAUUUCCCAUCAAUUGUGACAAGCAUAUUUCCUUUGCUGUUAGAGUGGGGUUUUGUGAGACUAAAUUCGAUAAAAUCAAUGAUUUCAUUUUCAAAUUCCUUUAUAAACAAUUUCAACCUAAUAAGAGGCAAAUAAUCUGUAAUUUAUACAAUUUUUCAUAAUAGCAAUAAUUUUCAUAGUACCGGUAAAUGAUGCAUUCAAAUCUGAAACUUAAUUCAACUUUAGUGGGUUUUUGUUAAAUAAUUGUAUCAACAAGGUUUAUUUCGUGGAAUGUUCAAAAUAGAAUUUAUUAAAUGAACAAGCAAUCAUGAAAAGAAAUUUCCAACAAAAACAAUGAAUAAAACAUUGAUAUUUUUUGAAUCCUUAUAAGUUGUAAUAGUUGAACCCAUAUGACAAGGCCGUUAUUUUGAUUAACUGUCAUGUUAGCGGGCAUAUAACGUAUCGAGUCUCUGGGGAUGUUGCCUUGGUAACUGCCUACCGGUGCUAAAGUUAGGUGUGUAAAUAUCGUGCGCUCACUGUAAAAGGUCUUAAGUGGUUGACCAUUAGAAACUCCAGGUGGUUGCAGAAUUGAAAACAAAUUUGCACAUGAAAAAAAUUGAUGGGGAAAAUGAUCUUGCAGGUUCUUUAACAGAAAAAAAAACAAAAAAUUGGAACAUAAUUUUCCUCCCAUCCCGUUAGUUUCUAAUGGUCCACCAGCCAGUGUAAAAUCUGUUUUUUUUUUUUGACAAUGUCCUCACAAUUGAUAAUUCGAAACCAGUUUUGACAGUUUAUUAUUAUGAAGAUUUAGACUUUCUAUAUUUUGUGUUCUGUUCAAUUUCUUUUGGCCAUAGAGGUCAACCUGCAUGUUUAAUGUGUUUUGUAUUGAAUGUUAUAAAAAUUUGUUAUGAUCUUCAAGAGGUCUGAAAUGUGAAAAAAAACUUGUUAAUGUCUCCUUUCGUUUACCCAUCACAAAAGUUGAUCUAUUUUUCUAUUUCACGUGUAUUUUUUAUUGUAAAUGUUUUAACA